CUUAAUUCUUAUAUGGUGAAUUUAAAUAAUUUUUAAAUGGAAAUAAAACGGAACUUCUAAGCCUCCUAUCACAAUUGCGAUGAGUUCGGUAAUUCAAAUUCCGUUUAAAAAGCCUAGAAUACCAGCAAUACAAAAUCGUCAGUUCGCUGCUAAGGUUCGGAAGCAACCGACCCCGCAGAUUGAAAAUACACAAGGACCAAUUAAGCGUUUGGCUGCUAAUGGGCAUCAAUUGGGACCAGCAUGUAAGAAGCGGUGCAUUAGACCAGUAACCGGUGACACUGAAGGGGUUGCAGUGCAGAAGUUGUGUCGCGGUAAGAAGUCUGAACCAGAAAUAAAAACUAACAAAGCCGGAGAAUCUUCUUUUACUGCAACAGCUAAGGAAACUGAAACUAAAGCAAUUGUGAAGAAGAAUCCCAUCAAAAAGCAGAAAGCUGCGGCCAUUAUCAAAAAGCAAAAACGGAAGCAAACUGGAACUGGAGAAUCUCCUUUUGCAGCAGUGACUAAGGAAACUGGCUCUGAAACAGCUGUCAAGAAAAACCGCAUCAAAAAGCCCAAAGCAGCAACGACUAAGGAAACUGAAGCAAUUGUGAAGAAGAAUCGUGUCAAAAAGCCCAAAGCUGCGGCCGUUAUCAAAAAGCAAAACAAUCGCGUACCAAAAAAGGCUCAAAAGGGAGCUGCGGUGAAAACUUCCAAGAUGCUGUAUGAAGCACUGGCUGACUUGUAUGUACCUACCGAGAAAGAUGGAGUUUCUAUGCAGAAUAUUGAGGCUUAUUUUCUUUAUUUCCAAGUUUCAUUAACUAAUCGUCGUCUUUAUGCUUUAAAGAAGUGCUUAAGUGAAGGUGUAAAAAACGGAGAAAUAAUUUAUACAAAAGGAAAGUACAAGCUUGCUUGAUGUAAGGUCUCACAGAAUAACGUUAUACUGUAAAUUGAUUCCGAGCACAGUUUCCCAAUUACCGAACAAAUGCAACAGACAAGACAUUGAAUGAUGAAAACUAUAUUUCAUAUUUUGUUGUAGGACUAUAUUAUAUUAAUAUACAAAAACUAUAU
Teleopsis dalmanni is the source of this 1047-nucleotide messenger RNA. Its product is annotated as histone H1-like. Gene Ontology annotation, cellular component: nucleosome. Gene Ontology annotation, molecular function: DNA binding. The record is from RefSeq and is a predicted model, not a curated record. Lineage: Eukaryota; Metazoa; Arthropoda; Insecta; Diptera; Diopsidae. Gene Ontology annotation, biological process: nucleosome assembly. The transcript is spliced from 4 exons. The coding region runs from base 80 to 892 and encodes 270 amino acids.